Lytechinus pictus (painted urchin) is the source of this 4668-nucleotide messenger RNA. RefSeq names its product dynein light chain Tctex-type 1. NCBI's taxonomy places the organism in Eukaryota, Metazoa, Echinodermata, Echinoidea, Temnopleuroida, Toxopneustidae. Gene Ontology annotation, molecular function: dynein intermediate chain binding. The record is from RefSeq and is a predicted model, not a curated record. Gene Ontology annotation, biological process: microtubule-based movement. The transcript has 3 exons. The coding region runs from base 110 to 451 and encodes 113 amino acids. Gene Ontology annotation, cellular component: cytoplasm; cytoplasmic dynein complex.
AACCUCUUGCCAACGAAAGGUCACCGAGGUCAACUUGUAAAUAGAAAACUGUGCGAGAACCCAUCCCAACUCUUGAAAUUUGAAUUUUUGAAGAAUAAAUUUCAUCAAUAUGGAUGAUUUUCAAACUGCCGAAGAGACGACAUUUGUUGUGGAUGAAGUGAGUAACAUUAUCAAGGAAGCCGUAGAAGGGACCAUUGGAGGCAGUGCUUACCAACACAACAAGGUCAACCAGUGGACGUCAAAUGUAGUCGAGCAGUGUCUAAAUCAACUCACCAAACUAGGAAAGCCUUUCAAAUAUAUUGUCACAUGUGUGAUCAUGCAGAAGAACGGUGCCGGCCUACACACAGCCAGUUCGUGUUUCUGGGAUAACUCCACCGACGGGAGCUGUACUGUCAGAUGGGAAAACAAGACCAUGUAUUGCAUUGUGAGUGUCUUUGGAUUGGCCAUCUAAACCACCCUAAACCCGUCAUCAGAGAAUGCUCUAUGAACGGUGCAAAGGAUUUGACCAAUGGACAAUUGAGUGCUUUAAACACAGCGAUGAUUCCACUUCCUAAUGUUGUCUGAGUUAAAUGUGUUGUACAUUUUCAUUACUUUUAUGUGUCACUUCAUUUCCACCUUGUAUCUUUAAAUAGAGAGAUAUAUUCCAUCAAUCAUAUUACAUUUGUAUUGUUUUGGAGUAUUUACUAUGUGGAUAUUUAUUAUUUGGAUUUAUUUUUUUCAGAGUAUGCUUGGAAAAUAUAAAAAACAUUCCACAUAUUUCAUGCACAUUGCCAUGAACAAGUUGUAUUAUUGACAGUUACUAUAGCAACAGCCAAUCUCGGCCAAUUACAUGUAUAGCUAGGCAAUUCACUGUAGUUAUCAUCAACAUACAACUUGUCAUUUAUGGCCAGAUGUCAGGGGUCUGUUCAAAAACCUUUUAACCACACCCUUAAUACAGAAUAAAGCUCUGGUAAAAAGAAAUACCCAAGGUUCUUAACGGUAAUUUUUUUUAUGUGUCGGGGUUCAGGGGUGCUUUUCAUGAAGUACAUGUAUGCUGUCAGUGGUUUCCACUAAAACGUUUUUUUCUAAGCUAUAAAAUUCUGGCUUCUAACUGGCUGAGAGUGAUUGUCAAUGUAAUCACAAGCAACAGGUUCUUAUUUCUCUACUAUGCUCAUGAGAUGUCAGUCAACAAUGGUUUGUUUUGAUUGACUUUCUUAACUUGUAUGUGGAGUACCCAUGAUAUUGAGAGGAACAUGGAAAGAUUGUUUUCGAGGCACCAUGUCAUCUGCUCAUGCUCUGAAAAUAGAGCGUGUCCAUGGUUUGCUGAUUGGUCGAUAUUAAAGUGAAGUGAAAGGCUGGAAACCACUCAUCUGUAGUAGCAAGUUUAUGCAUACAUGUAUAGUUAUGAUUUUUUUUUCAAAGUACGAUACAAAUGGCACAUUAAUGGGGGGAAUGGCUGGAGGAAUUUGGUUAAGCACAAAUGUAUAGAGAUUUUUACUUAAUUUUUUGUUAAGUAUAAUUGAAACUGAAAAUGCAGAGUAGGAUUCUUGCGACUCAUGAAUUUAUUGUGUUAAAGGAAUAAAUAAAACCCAGAAUGAGAUAUCGCUCAGAAGUCAUAAUUUUUAAACUUAGAUAUAAAUUAAUCGUAAUGUACAUGUAAACAUUAAAUUGUGUCAUAUAGUGUAGAGCAUUAGUAGCUUUAUAGUUAUUAAUUGUACAUAAGACAUCCAUAAUGCAACAGACUUGAGACUUAUGUAAAUAUUUUUUUUCUUGAGUAUAUUUUGCGGCAUUAUAAUUAUCUGACAAAUUCCUAUUUCUGUAUUAUCUAUGAUUGGACUAUUUGUUCAUGUUUGUUUGCAGGUUGUAGGUCACUUGUAACAGGCUUGGUAUUUGGUCUGAUGAUAAAAGCGGACUGCCCUUUUCAGCUUGAAAACACAUAGAAGUCAGCUAUACCAUUACCAUUAUUACCAAGCCUGCUAACUUGUUCAUGCCAGUUGUAUGUUAUAUAUCUGCUAUACCACCAAAAAGCCAAUUAUCAUCAAUACAUAAAAAAAACAAAGUGCUGUUGUCUUCUUGUGGAAAUUAGCGCCAAGGUCUUAAAAUAAAUAACUACCAAGAUUGGUAUGAGGGUGCAAUCCAGAUGGUUUAUUAAAUGCAUCGAUCACAAUAUCUUUUGGUCUUGUGCAUGUAAAUGAAUAUUAUAAUAAAACCAACGUACAGGAAUUCCCCCUUCAAGAGAGGGUUGCCACGUACAGAAGAAAAGCAAUAUGGGGUUUAUUCUCUUCCAAACGAGGCGACUUAUAUUCCUUUGAUUUUCUUCAAUGUUAUUUUCUGAUUCAAAAAAAUUAUUUUUCUGUUUUUCUCUAUGCACUGUCAUUACUGGGCUUGCUUGAAAAUUGUAAUUUUAUUGUAUAUGCAUGAAUUAUGAUUAUUCUGCACAGAGUAUCGCUAAUUGAGUCAAAUAUUCUGAUAACACUCAUUCUUGAAAUCAAAUAUCGAGCGUUAGAUAUUUGAUUGUUCAAUCAAAAAGAUAUUUGUCCAUUCCUACCUCUGUCCUGCUAUGCACCUUAUGAUUGGCUUACAUUUAUUGUGCAGCUGUUAUUGCUUUUAUCACCUUUAUGAAUUACUUUCACCGACUUUUUUCAUACUAUUUAGAGUAAACUGCAGGUAAAUCUGCCUUAGUCAAAUCUAUAGGGAGUGGACCACAGAAGUCUGAUCGACUUCAGAGAAAUUUGACUUAGAAGAAGUUUGUAUAACUGUUACAACACAUGUUUUGAAUACUCUGAUAAAAAAAAUGACUGCAACCUACUGUUGGCAAAUAUUUGACUUACGGAAGGUCGACUUAGGCCGAGUUGCCUGUAUUUGUAUGGGUUAGAGAAUUAGCUUUGAAUUUGAAAAGAAAAUCAACCAAUGCAAUUGCAUAAAAGAACACAGGAGCAUUGUGCUACAUGUAUUAGUACAGAUGAAAAAUUGAAGUUUAUAGGCGGAGUUCACUUUACUUUGUAUUUUAACUUUGAAAUUUCCUUCUGUGCUAAUGAAGAUAUUUGUACAUGUACCAUAUAUCUUUUUGAAUAAAAGAUUAUCAGCCGUGAAAUUGUUGCAGAGUUAUUUAUAGACAGAUGCAGUCAGAAUGGUAAUAUUCUUUUGUUUUAUUCUUGACCAUGCACUCAUCCCUGGGUUUAUAGAAUCCUGAACUGCAGAAAUGUUGCCAAUUUGGUAUUUUGGUUAGAUAUCACGUCAUGACAUGUAUUUACUUGAUAAAUCAGUAUCCCCCAUAUUCAGGUGACAUAUUCAACUAAAACCUAAAUGACCAAACUCAAGCAUUUAGACAGCUCUGGACUCACUUCUUCUAUAGCUUGCUCAUUGUCCAUACACAAGGCUCGACAUUAGCGGUGGCCCAGGGCCACCAGAAAUUCACCUCGGGCAACCAUUAUUGAAAAAAUAUUAAGUUUUGGUGGCCCGAAUCGGGCAACCAAUAAUUUUCAAAAUAGCGCAAUUUUUCUCCCCAUUUUGCACGCAUUUAUCAACUUUCUACAGUUCAAAUUGCAAGCCAAUUCGUCAUGCGCCCUUUUUGUUGAUCUACACACAAACACACACACAAAGUUGGCCUACCGCUACAGCAUUAAGUAGCUUUUAUCCAGCCGGCCGCGCCGGCCGGCUGGCGUGAGCAUGCUUGGAGCAGCUGUGCUUUAGCAGCUUAUUCAGACUCGGGGAGCUGCAAUACGAAAUGUUGCUGCUAAGAAAUCUUCCACAGAACUGUGAAAAUCCAAGUCCAAGUCAAAGUCACAUUUUACACCAAUGAAAUGCCCUUCUACAGACCUUUUUGCUAAAAUCUGGUGUAUCCUGAUUAUUUGCAAGCAUUAAAAAGAGGAAUCAUGACCUCUCUUAUGACUCAAAAAGACCGAUUUCCAAAUGAAAAUAAUACACAUAAAAACACAUAGGUGAGUACAUCACAGUCCCACGUGUGCAUUUGUAUGUAUGUUGUUACUUGGUUUCUUUCGAAGCUGUGUCUUUUCCGGUCUUUUCUAGCCAAACAUAAACAGACAGUUACUUUCUUUCUUGUUUAUAAAUGACUUCUUAAACAACUCUUGAGAAAGUAAAUACUUUGGGAAGGCAUUUCAUUAAUUUGAAAUGUGAAUUUUAUCAACAUUUUGGCAAAUAUAGGGAAGGAAUUUUCUCACACUUUUUUUUUGCUGUUAUAAGUCGAUAACUUAUAUUAUUUUCUUUCAUUUUUUUUUACAGUGGUUAAACCAUUAAUACCCAUUUAUUCAUUUUUAAUGUUUUUCUUUAUAUUUUUCGGGCCACCAAACUUUAAUAUCGGGCCACCAAAAAAAAUUAUUUGAAGGUUUUGGUGGCCCGAACGGGCCACCACCAAAAAAAGUUAAUGUGGAGCCUUGCCAUACAUGUAAGCUCUGAAAAUAAUUUGCAGGUUAUGUUCUGACCCUAUAUUGUGAAAUAACACAUGGAAAUUAUCUGCAUGUUUUAUGUGUUUACAUGCUAGUCAUUAUUAACGAUAUACUAGUACUGAAAUGUACUACAUGACAAGUUCUUUAAAGAACUUGAUUUGGACUUUGAAGAACUGUAUUGAAACCACCAUGCCCUCAAUGUCAUCAGAAAUGCCCGUUUGUGUUUCAUACAUAACUAUGUCUUUGAUGUGAUGUGCGUUUAUUGUAUUAAAGGAAAAAAACA